Messenger RNA from Triticum aestivum (bread wheat), 2513 nucleotides. Its product is annotated as mediator of RNA polymerase II transcription subunit 17. Gene Ontology annotation, molecular function: transcription coregulator activity. Gene Ontology annotation, biological process: regulation of transcription by RNA polymerase II. The transcript is spliced from 8 exons. Gene Ontology annotation, cellular component: core mediator complex; mediator complex. Bases 291 to 2204 code for a protein of 637 amino acids. NCBI's taxonomy places the organism in Eukaryota, Viridiplantae, Streptophyta, Magnoliopsida, Poales, Poaceae. The record is from RefSeq and is a predicted model, not a curated record.
CGAAAACGAACGGAGCAAACUGGGCCGGCCCACUACAGCCACAAGCGAGACAAAGACGCUCCCCCAAACCCUCGCUCGCCGGCAAACUCCGGCCGUCGCCCGAUCCCGCCGGCCGCCGCGCCCCUCGCCGGCGGCUACCACCGACCACUCUUGGCCUCGAGACGGGAGGCCAGCCCAAAGUCAGGCUGCGUCUGUCCCCCAGCCCCUGCUCCCCCUUCCGGCCCCUUCCUCCGGACCGAUCCAGCACCCCAGUCGCUCGCUCCCCAUCAAUCAAGGAGCAGGGGGCAGAGAUGGCGGCCAUGGGCGACGACCUGCGGCUGGACUUCGACAAGCUCCCCAUCAAGCGCCUCGAGGCCAUCGACGAGGCCGGCAACGAGCACUACCCGCCGGACGGCAGCAGCGAGGCACAGCGGCUGGCGGCGAUCCGCCGCAUCGACUUCUCCUGGGUCGUCGAGCGGGACGCCAAGAAGGCCAAGAAGGCGGCGGCCGAUGACGCCGCCCGCAAGGCCUGGCCAUGGCAGGGCCUCCACGAGAGCCUGCAGCUGGCGCAGCAGGAGCUCACCGUCAUCCUCGACCUCAUCUCCACGGUCGAGGCGAACGACACCGUGGCCGUGGCGGCGACCAUCUCCAAGCCCAAGCCGCUGCCGGACGAAGUCCUCGCCGACAUGGCCGUCUCCGCCGCCACCAAGCUCCAGCGCCUUCGGCAUCUGGGACGGUACUUCAAGCAAUCGGCCAAAACGAUGGGGCAGCAGUUCCAGAAGGAGGCUAGGUUCUACGGCUCAUUGAUCAGGUUGCAACAGAACUGGAAAGUUAAGAGGCAGCUUGGGAAUGCUCCAGGAAGCAACAGCUUCAUGUUUGAUGUAGUUGACACUUCUCAGUUGGACACGGCUGAGAUGCCCCGAUUGUCGUCAUUGUCUUUGGUUCCAAUCGAUCAGGACUCGUCAGGUACUUUGUCUGUACAAAUCCCACAAAAGUCAUGCCGUUUCUUGAGCCUUCAAUUUCAUGGGGACAGUGCAAGCGGCGUGGAAAGCUACACUUGCAAAACGAAAGGUGUCUCAAGCACCACUUGUUCUGCAGCUGAAGAUGAUGCCUCGGAGAAUGAUGAUGUCAAUAAGUCUGUCAAACAGGCGCAUUCCAUUCUCCGCAAUAUCCACAAGUCAAUAUUUGAGGAGCAGGUAUUUGAUAUGGUGAUCCGUGAGACAUUUGUCCAAACUCAAGGCGUCAACGUAACUGGAAUGUGUGAGGAUUUUCUCCAAUUAGCCAUUGGCCAGGAGAGUUUGUUGUGCCUUUCGCUUGCGAAUUCUGGACAGGACAGUGACUCGGAAAUGGCGGGCCAUGAAGAGCACACUAAUUCAGAGGCGAAUCUUGUGUUAGCCACCACCAAUGGGAAGCAGGAGCCUUUAAAAGCAACCCCUCAGGGUUUCUUAACCCGAAAAGUCUGGAGAUUUACCUGCUACAUAUGUUCCAUGACAACAUUCUUAAGAAAGUCAGGGAGAAAUAUCGUAAUAUUGUUCGCAACCAGAGUCCUGCUCACACUGCAGAGCCUGCAGGUUAGCAGGGUUCCGUAUCUCCAUCUGCAGUCCCUUCCUACGUGGCAUUCUCGAACUUCUUCCUGGUCUAUCUGCCUAAGAGUUCCGCAGCCUAUUUUAGCUGCUGACCGACUCACGAAGCCUUCGGACAAUGGUGAGCCUAAAUACAAAUCUUCCAGGAGACAGUUCAACACGAAGAUUGUCUUGAAGGAUGGCCAGAUAAGUUUGUUGGGCGAAGGUUCUCCGAGCAUUGCUGGAUCAUUGACCAGGAAGCCCUCAGAUGGGUAUCUGAUAAACAGUUACAGCUGUGACUUGGAGGACCUCCCUACGAUGGUUCUGCAGCAGGUGGCGAGCCAGGUGAUAAACUGGCUCCACGAGGAGGCGCAGGUCCUGGGGAUGAGUGUGACGAGGGACUUUUUAGGCCUCUACUUUGACCUGGACCACGGCGACACGACACUGGGCCUGGUGGGGCACAUCGACCCGGAUGAUGCUUAUGGGUGCGUGUCGUGGUACCUGACGGUGGACCACCUGGCGGAGGAGGACGGGAAGGCGCCGGCGACGGACGACCCGUGGGCGGAGGAGAAGUGCAGGUUCCUUGGGUACCUAUCCCUGGAGGUGCUCCACUCCACCCUCAUGGACCUCAUCAACCUGUGUGGCACCGCGCCCACCCGCUGAGAUGAUGAUAGCAGUGCUGGAUCCAUUUCUUACUGUGCGCAUUGACUGACUGAUGCUGGAUCUGGAGUUGUCAGAGGCAUAAGCUGUUGUAUUAAGGAAAGCACAUUCGACUAGUUGGUAGCAUCAGUGAGAAGGUUCCAGAAUCUAGACCUCUUUUUUGGCUACCCUAAGGAUAGUUUGUGGGCAGGUCAAUCUGUUACAAGUUGGUACUUUCUAGAGUUGAUCUUAGAUUCAGAAAACACAAGCUAGCACUGUAUUCUCAUACAAUUGAUGCCAUCUAUAUAUAAUAUAUCUGAGACUCCCUCCCUA